AUGAUCUUCGACAGCGUAGAUCAUCAGACCGCCCACUAUCUAGCUUCACAAAAUCGUCUACCUCAGGGAUUGAGAGGAAGAAUAUUGUUCACAGUUGAAGAUCAGUCAUGUCUGGGAAUCCUUGGGCCACCGCAAAUCUACAGAGUCCCAGAGCCGGAGUGGUUGGAGAUUAUCGACUCGUUAGCGAGCAGAUUGAUAGCCUCGUUCGUGCCCAGCAAUUUCCAUAACCCACCUAGGGACUACCUCCCGGAGACUCGUUUUAUGGAACUAGUCACCAAGGAGUCGAUUGAGGCAGAGCUGAGAAAAAUAGAAGAUAUGCCAGUUCGAGAUGGUCAGAAAAACUUCAACCGUGCAUCACGGGAGGUCCUCGCACGCUGGAUUUGCGAAAAGGCCUCAAAGACAUUUGCAAUAGCCGUUCAAUGCGAACCCGACCCCCAUUAUCUGUUGCUUUCCAUGGCACUCUUCAAAGCUGGUUUGUUCGAUGACAGGAACUUGCCCCUUCCCGAUCCUCUACAAUCGACUCCACCACAAAAGGUCUUCCACAAAAAGGUCUGGACUAGCCAAAAGAUCCACGACUUCUAUAACAAGCAGUGGCAUCUGCUUGUACCAGUAUUCUCACCAGAUCAAUAUAGCUACAAUCUGUUAAAUAAUUGCAUUUUCCCGUUUACCAAAGAAGAUGUCACACCUAAAGUUGGAGCUUUCGGAUAUGUGCAUAAAGUACGAGUUCAUCCAGAUCAUCAAAGACGAUACAGCAUGCAACACGUAGCCAUCAAAGAGAUCAAGAUCACACGAGGCAACGAUAGGCAGCGCACCGAGGAAGCAUGGGAUAAAGAAGCAAGAGCUUUGGCAAAUAUCAACAAGCUGAAGCAUCCACAUAUCAUCAAAUGCGUUGCUGCGAUAAGAAGAGGGGACAGUCGCUACUUUAUGUUUCCAUGGGCGGAUGGCGAUAGCUUACGCGACUACUGGGUCCAGACUUCGAGACGAAGUUCGGGACCAGAUGCUGAACUGAUCUAUGAAGCCAUCGGCCAACUGAGAGGCCUUGCAGACGCACUGCAUUGCUUACAUUACUGCAAUAGUGGUCAGUCAGUGGAAAGUGUCUCAAAUACUGCACAACAUGAAAGAGAUGGCAUAUCUGAGAUGCAGUUUGACGACGAACACGACGAGGAAACGUAUGAUGUUGAUCCGAUCUAUACUGAGUCCAUCAGGCAUGGUGAUCUUAAGCCCGAAAACAUUCUUCGAUUCAUUGAUCCCCGAACGACGCUAGGUACUUUAAAAUUGGCUGAUAUGGGUCUUGCGAAACAACACAUUGUGGUGACUCAAGAUCGGACGCAUCUUACCAGUACGAGGUAUGGUACUGUGCAGUACGAGGCGCCAGAAGCAUUUGGAGAACUCAAUGGGCUAAGGACGCGUCUUUACGAUGUCUGGUCAAUGGGCUGCAUUACCCUCGAGUUCAUAAUAUGGCUUCUGUAUGGAAAUGACGAGCUCAACAACUUCUAUGGUCAGUUGAGAGGAGAUGCUCAAGAUCAUUGCCAGUAUUUCGAACUGCCGACUCCGGGAACAGCAACUCGUCCAGAGGUUCACAGAGUCGUUCGCAAGUGGAUCGAGGCAAUGCAGGAGACAGACCCAGAAUGUUCUGGAGAUACAGCAAUCGCCGAACUUCUCCAUUUGGUCCAAGAGAAACUACUCGUGGUCCCUCUGCCACCAACUCGGGAAAGUGCGAUCAACGGCGGUGGGUCUUUCGCGCAACCAGGGGUUGAUGAUACCUUUACACGUUAUCGUGCAACGGCUGCGCAGUUUCGUGAAUCCCUGGACACUAUCCUGGCUAAGAUACAACACAAACCAGGAUACUUAUCCACAGGGAAACUAAGAACGAGCGUGAAGCUGCCCGUUAAGAGAACCACUAUGCUGACUCCAGCUUCUGCUGCUAACAGAUAUGAAGCACCGGUAUUUCCAAAGUUUACGCCAACGCAAGUACCUAUGCUUAGCGGCGUUCUGGGCCGUCCUAUACGAACGUCUGACUAUCGGCUUCCCCCACUCAGAGACUGGGAAUUCUACGUCGACGAGAAGUUGCCUGUAGCUUUGUUAUCUCGGAUCGCUGCGGAAUUUUCGCCAGCAAUAGAUAAUGCAUCCGCCAAGAAGCUCUGCGAUCGCUGCAUGAACUUAGAUUUCUGGGUUGGGGGUUUCGCAUUUGAAGAUACGAUGUCAGAACUCGAAGAUCGAAGGCGCUUCUGCGACUUCUGCAACAUGCUCAUUGAUGUCAGCGCCAAAAGUGACGGCACUAAGAGAAAAGGCAUUAGUUUUGAACGAAAGCAAUCAGCUCUGCUGAUUGUUGGAGAGCCAUUCCCCGUGCUGUCGAUCUUCAGGAGCCUUGAGUCCAAUCCACCGACCGCCAUCCAGCUGGGCUUUCCUGAGCCACCUCAACCAGGUACCGAGACUUCAUUUGAGAUUAUGAGACUAUGGCUUGAGAACUGCAACGCACAUGAUCCACAGAACGUCAAACAUCAAGAUUGUCACAGUGAGCCAGGAAGUGUCCCAACACGCCUAAUUGACGUCGGUUCCCUACAACAUCCCAUCCUCCGCCUCAUCGAUACCCGUGAGGAUCCCAUCUCGAGCAAAGCCUACAUCGCACUUUCACACCCAUGGGGAGACACUGUAAAGUAUCCACCAUUUUGCACGUCGCAAGCAAACAUCGCGUCUCAUAGGGUUGGCAUACCUCAUGAAGAGCUACCUGAAACCUUCCAAGAUGCUGUACAUUGCACACGAAAGCUGGGAAUUCGCUACCUGUGGAUCGACUCGUUAGCCAUCAUUCAAGGAGAUAAUAGCGACUUCAACGAAGAGGCAAAGAGGAUGGAAAAUGUUUUCAGUGAUGCUUACUGCGUUCUCGCUGCAAGUCGGGCAACCAACCAGCGCGAUGGCUUCCUACGUCCGAGGAAGCGACGUGACUACGUGAUGUUUCAACGUGGGAAUGAGAAACCGUUUUAUGUCUGCAAAACAAUUGACAACUUCAACAAAGAUGUAAUUGAAGGCGCACUAAACAAGCGUGGAUGGGUGCUCCAGGAACGUGCGCUCGCACGGCGGACCAUAUACUUCACUGAGAACCAAAUGUACUUUGAGUGCGGAGAUGGCAUCAGGUGUGAGACGAUGACCAAGAUGCAGAACAAUAUGGCUGACUUCCUCGGCGACCCUAAAUUCCCAACCAAAGCCAUGCGCGCCAACCGAGCAGGGAAAAUAGCCUACUUUCAGGGUCUCUACAAGCAGUACUCGCGUCUCAAUUUUACUCAUUACGACGAUCGACCGUUCGCUAUAGCUGGCCUAGAGAAACGGCUACAAAAAGCUUUUGGAACGAAGGGCGAUUAUGGCAUUUUCGAUGAUGGCGAUAAGCACGAUGGCGGCCUCUUUCAUCGCAGUCUUCUUUGGCAACGCGGCGAAGAAGAAGGAGAUGCCGAGCACCUAAUACCAAUCAAUUUCCCGCCUGCUCGCAACGUCAAAGUUCCAAGCUGGUCUUGGAUGGCCUACAAAGGCGGAAUAGAUUUCAUAGAUCCGCCUUUUCAUUCUGCGAACUGGGAAUAUGACGAACUACAGCCGCCUUGGACCUGCGGUUCUCCAUCUACUACCCGGAUUACACGGCCUGAUGGUGAGGUAGCCAUCACAGCCGUUAUCCGUAAUUUUGACGUGGCAGGCAGACAACAGUUUGAAGUCAAGAUUGUCUAUGACACGGAGAGACGGACGGCAUCUGAUGGCCAGCGGGCGCAAUGUGUUGUCGUAGCGAAGGGUAAAGAGGGACGAAGUGGCAAGGAGAAAAGAUAUUACGUGUUGCUUGUCACGCCCGUUCAAGGCCUGACUAGCGAGGACUCGAGAGUGUACGAAAGGGUCGGUGUUGGGUUCAUGCUCGGCAAGUUCAUCUCGUUAGACGGAGAGGGUAUCAGAGGGAAGAUAGUGUGA
Molecule: messenger RNA, 3942 nt
Organism: Alternaria arborescens
Lineage: Eukaryota; Fungi; Ascomycota; Dothideomycetes; Pleosporales; Pleosporaceae
Exons: 4
Coding region: 1-3942 (1313 amino acids)
Biological process (GO): protein phosphorylation
Molecular function (GO): ATP binding; protein kinase activity
Source: RefSeq, a predicted model, not a curated record